This is a messenger RNA of Necator americanus (New World hookworm), 1518 nucleotides long. RefSeq lists its product as uncharacterized. The coding region runs from base 1 to 1518 and encodes 505 amino acids. Lineage: Eukaryota; Metazoa; Nematoda; Chromadorea; Rhabditida; Ancylostomatidae. The transcript has a single exon. The record is from RefSeq and is a predicted model, not a curated record.
AUGUCGGUGAGAAAUCGUACAGCAGCCGGUCCCGACAGAAUAAAACCAGAACACCUGAAGAACCUUCCGCCAGUACUCAUCAACACCCUGGCGAGGAUCUUCACACGUUACCUGUCGGAAUGCAAGGUCCCUAAACAGUGGAAGACCAGCAAGACCGUGUUGCUGUAUAAAAAGGGAGAUCCACAUGACAUCGGCAACUAUCGCCCAAUCUGCUUACUGUCCGUCAUCUACAAGCUCUUCACAAGAGUGAUCCUUAAUAGGAUUGAAAAGGUCUUGGAUGAAGGACAACCAUGCGAGCAAGCAGGGUUUCGAAAAGGAUUCAGCGUGAUCGACCAUAUUCACACUGUUUCGAGACUCAUCGAGGUAUCACGAGAGUACAAGAUGCCGCUCUGUCUCACUUUCAUCGACUUGAAGAAGGCCUUUGACUCAGUUGAGACGGAAGCGGUCGUGGAAGCCUUGGACAACCAAGGCGUUCCCACUCAGUACAUAAAGGUGCUUCGAGAGUUGUACAGUAACUUCACGACCGGAAUCUCGCUAUUCUACAAGAACAUCAUCAUUGACGUGAAGAGGGGGGUCCGACAGGGUGAUACAAUUUCACCCAAAAUAUUCACAGCUACCCUUGAGAACGCAAUGCGAAAGUUGGAAUGGGACGACAUGGGAGUGAAGAUCGAUGGUCGGCAGCUACACCAUUUGCGCUUUGCUGAUGACAUCGUACUGAUAACACCUAGCAUCAGCCAAGCGGAACGAAUGCUGACCGAAUUCGCCGAAACAUGUGGAUGCAUCGGUCUUGAGCUGAAUCUUCAAAAGACGAUGUUCAUGCGGAACGGAUGGAUCUCGGAUGCCCCAUUCACGCUCAACGGAACGAACAUAUCCGAAUGCACCAGCUACGUCUAUCUGGGUCGGGAAUUGAACAUGAUGAACGACCUGGCCCCCGAGCUGGGCAGGAGGAGAAGAGCGGCUUGGGGAGCGUACAAGAGCAUCGAGGACGUAGUGAAGAAGACCAAGAACACCCGGCUCCGUGCUCACCUCUUCAACACCACCGUACUUCCUGCUUUGACCUAUGCCUCAGAAACCUGGGCACUUCGCAAGCAGGAAGAAAACGCGGUGAGCGUCAUUGAACGCGCAAUUGAGAGAGUGAUGCUAGGAGUAUCCCGUUUCAAGCAAGUGAGAGACGGGAUUCGAAGUUCUCUCCUACGUCAGCGAUCGAAGAUCAGAGACGCCGCCGCGUUUGCCAAGGAAAGUAAAAUAAGGUGGGCCGGACACGUGAUGCGCUUUAACGACAACCGUUGGACCAGAGCCGUGAGCGACUGGAUUCCCCGCGAUAUUAAGCGCAAUACAGGAAGACCGCCGACCCGAUGGUCAGAUUUCUUCACGAAGUCCUUCAAAGAAAAUUACGAUGCUCUUCGUGUCCCACGCGAAAGGAGGAACCACUGGGCUACUCUGGCACGCGACCGGGACAAAUGGAAGAAUUACUGGCGCCCGCUCGACCGGUUCGAAGACCAACGGGAGUCAAGGUGA